UGUUCCUUAUAUUUAUGUAUGUCUAUUAUAAAUCCCCAAAAGGUGCAAACCUAUACUGUUUUGGGAUGUUUCAGUGUUUGGCAUGUGUAAAGGUUUAUGUGUUUCAUGAUAAUGAAUUUGCCAAAUGGAGGGAGAAAGUGGGAAAUGAUGUAAUUUACGUGCAUCAAAGACAAUAGUACAGUUAGGAUAAUUUACUGAUCAAUUCAGUGACAUCCAAUGUACAUUAUUUUAUAUGAGUGUUAAUAUUUGGUAUGUGUGAAUAAUUAUUUUUCUUUUGUUUCAGUGAUCAAUUUUAGUGAGAUCCAAUGCACAUUAUUCUAUAUGAGGCAAAUAGUAGUUAUGUUUAAGGUGUAAACCUAUACUGUUUUGAGAUGUUUCACUGUUUUACAUGUGUAAAGCUUUAUGUGUAGAUGAUACUCAAUUUGCCAAAUGGAGGGAGAAAGUGGAAAAUGAUGUAAUUUACAUGCAUUAAAGACAAUAGUAUAGUUAGGAUAUUUUAGUGAUCAAUUCAGUGACAUCAAAUGUACAUUCUUCUAUAUUAGUGUUAAUAUUUGUUAUGUGUUAAUAAUCAUUGUUGUUACAGUGAUCAUUUAAAGGGACAUUCAAUGUACAUUAUUCUAUAUGAGGGUAAAUAUUAGUUAUGUUUAAUUAAUUUUUUUUUGUCUGCAGAAUAUGUUGAGUGUGAGACAUCUGAAUUGAUACACAAAGAAGUUGCCAACGAUGAAGAAGCUUACAAAUUAUACAAUGAGUAUGCAUUUAAAUGCGGAUUUGGUAUCCGGAAGGGCAAAGUUUGUUGGAGAUAUGAAACAAAGACAAUCAGACAACGUUUUUUAGUUUGUAGUCGGGAAGGAUUGAAAGACACAAAAGGUGGUGUGCCUAAGGUAUGUGUUAUGUUUUGUGUGGUUUAAUGUAGGUCAUGACAAUAUGUACAUAUAAUUUAUAUAUAACUAAAAGCAAAUGUUCACUGGAGUAUACUUGAGGUGUGGUGAUGAUAAUAUGUACAUUAGUAUAUCAGAUGUUAUUAUAUAUAGUGGUAAAAUUAGUAUACAUUAGUUUGUUUUUUUUUUUUUCAAAUCAUAGUGUUUAAAAAAACAAUGCGGAUGUUCAUUACUGCAAAGACAAUGUUCACUAGAAUAUACAUGAUGUUCUUCUUGGCAUUGGCAUUCACUAAGCUUGAUCAACGUUGUGGAUGUAAAGCGUUUAUUCAAUUUGAUGUAUCCAAAGACUCUGGAUUUUUUAUUGUUACUAAGCACCAUAUGAUUCACAAUCACCCCAUGGUGCCAUUGAAACAAAGACAUUUAAUAAGAUCUCAUAGGAAAGUGACAGUUGAACAAUUGCAUAUGAUUAAUAAUUUGAGAAGUUGUGGAGUGGGGGUUGCUGAAGCUGUGCGUGUAUUGAGGGAGGAAACGGGGGGAUCUCCAAAUCUUGGGUUUGUGAACAGAGAUGCUUAUGAUGCAGUUGCUACUCAAAGAAAGAAAGAACUUGAUGGUUGUGAUAGUAACCAACUGAUAAAGAACUUUACGCAAAGACAAGCAGCGGAAUAUGAUUUUUAUUAUGACGUUCGACUAGAUGCUAUAGGGCACUUAAUAAGUUUUUUCUGGAGGGAUGGAAGAAUGAGAAAGGAUUAUGAAGUGUUUGGAGAUCUAGUUGUUCAUGAUACGACGUACCGCACGAAUAAGUAUGGGAUGAUUUGUGGUCCGUUUGUUGGGAUGAACCAUCACCAAAGGAACGUGAUGUUUGGUGUUGGUUUCCUAUUGAACGAAGACACCGAUUCUUUUGUGUGGUUGUUUGACUCGUUUUUGAAGAGUAUGGGAGGUAGGUCACCGAUUACCAUUAUGACUGACCAAGAUGCUGCGAUGGCGAAGGCUAUAAGCAUUGUUUUUCCCAAUGUUAUACAUCGUCUGUGUAUAUGGCACAUCGGGAAAAAUUCCAUCAACAAUAUAAAAGGUUUGAGGGGAAAGGCUGGAUUUGUGGAUCUAUUCAAUUAUGUUCUAAAACAUUGUGAGACCAAGAGUGAGUUCAAGCACUACUGGACAAGUAUGAUUACCAAGUACAAGUGCGCUGCAUGUCCUUGGUUGAUUAGGUUGUACAAGUUAAGGAAGAUGUGGUGUCCAGUUUACUCCAAGGAUUACUUCUCAGGAGGGGUGCUGUCUUCUCAAAGAAGUGAGACUACAAACCAUUCCUUGAAUCAAAGGCUUCAUAGCAUGCAAGGCCUUUGUGAUUUCUACAAGGUUUUUAUAGAUGUUGUUGAGGAAUGGAGGGAUAGGGAGAAUGGUGAAGAUUACAAUGCACUUAAUGACAACAAACAUCUAGCAUUUGUAGAUGUUAAGUUACUAAAUGAGGCGAAGAAGAUAUACACUGUGGCUGUGUAUUUGACGUUUGAGGAAAAUUUCAUAAGAGGUGCGUCAUUUUGCCAGAAACUAGUCAAGUAUGACCCCCUUUCUUUGAAUACCAUGUGGGACGCACUGAGAAAGAAUAUCUAAUGCAUCUUGUUAGAUAUGACCAAGAAAAUAUGACAAUUGAUUGCACAUGCAAGUAUUUCACUGAGAUGGGUUUAUUGUGUUCCCAUUCAUUGAGGAUUUUUCACAUACAUAAUGUUGAAAAAAUUCCCCAAAGAUACAUUUUGGGUAGAUGGGCAAAACAUGCUAUGUGUACAAGAGUUGAUGAUGACGUUGGGAAGGAUGUAAACAUUGUUCAAGCGUCGGUGUGGCGUGUUCAAACUACAAGGGAUGCUUUAUCCAUAAUUAAUUCAACUCAACAUGACAUAGCUGCUAGGAAAGUUGUGGAGAAUGCUUUAAGUGAUUUGAAGGCAAAGGUUGGGUUGCUUAUUGGGAAAGUUGAUGAAUCAAUCACCAUUGAUGACGUGCAAAAUUUGUUAUAUCCUGUUGUUAAAGAUCCACCUAAGAAGAGGAAGAAAGGAACUAGAAAUGUAAGGUUGAAAAGCACUGUGGAGAAGCAGGUGAACAGGUUAAGAGGGUGGAAGAAAACUGCUGAGAAAGCUGCAUUGAGGAACAAGGCAAAAGCGCAAAAAUCUGUCCAGGAAUACAUUGAUAUCCCUGAAGAAAGCACUGUAGCUCACUCAACACAGAAUAAGUCUCUUCUUGAUGUGUAUGGCCCUGAUGAUUAUUUCCCUAUUAACCACAUCCCUGGGGAAGGUAGUAAAGUUGAGCAGCCGCAUCACAAAGCCGCCUUGGAAGUGUACCACGAAUAUUCUGAGAAGCUGUUCGGUAAUUGAGAGGCGAUAUUUUGGUCACCUAACAUGAAUAUUUUUGAUGAGCUUUUUGGGAAAUGAAACGUAGUCCACCAUGAAUGAGUUGUUGAUACACUUUUGUAAUGGAUGUAGCUCAUUCAUGUUGUACUUGGUCCAAAACACCCAAAAAACUCCUGAUUAUAACUUGGAGGUAUUGUUAACUUAUACAAUG
Messenger RNA from Beta vulgaris subsp. vulgaris (sugar beet), 3422 nucleotides. Its product is annotated as protein FAR1-RELATED SEQUENCE 5-like. Lineage: Eukaryota; Viridiplantae; Streptophyta; Magnoliopsida; Caryophyllales; Amaranthaceae. The coding region runs from base 1095 to 2483 and encodes 462 amino acids. The record is from RefSeq and is a predicted model, not a curated record. The transcript has 3 exons. Gene Ontology annotation, biological process: regulation of DNA-templated transcription.